Molecule: messenger RNA, 258 nt
Organism: Darwinula stevensoni
Lineage: Eukaryota; Metazoa; Arthropoda; Ostracoda; Podocopida; Darwinulidae
Source: the annotation of a GenBank genome assembly
AUGACGGUAUCCGAGGUCAAAGGUUAUGGACGACAGAAAGGGCACAAGGAGAUGUAUCGCGGUGCUGAGUACAACGUCGACUUUAAUCCGAAGAUUAAAAUUGAGCUGGUUCUUGCUGCGGAUUUAGUAGACAAAGUUGUCGAUGCCAUCCGGGAUGCAGCCAACACGGAAAAAAUUGGCGAUGGAAAGAUCUUUGUUCUGCCGGUUGAAGAUGUCCUGAGGGUGAGGACGGGAGAAAGAGGAAAAGACGCUAUCUGA